AUGGACGGUAUCGCCAGAUCCGCCGAUGCUCUCAAGGCUCAGCCCGAGGUAAACUUCCCGGGGACUCCCUUCUUUCAGGGCGCGGAAGCUCCUUGCCGCUUUGAAGCCGAAGUCUACAACUGCGUUGUGCGUGGAGAAAUUCCAAAAGAAAUUGACGGAACCUACUAUCGCUGCAUGCCCGAUUGGUCGUGGGCUCCUCUGUACGAGGACGACGUCUUUAUCAAUGGUGAUGGUGCCAUUGACGCGAUCCGAAUCAAGGGAGGCCACGCCGACUUCAAGCAGAAGUAUGUCAGAACUGCCAAGUUCUUGAUCGAAAGGGCUGCGAGACAGUCUGUUUUUGGCAAAUAUCGAAACCGCUUUACCGACGAUGCCCGCGUCAAGCACGAAGUUCAUUCUACUGCGAACACGCACAUCAUCUACUUCGAGAAUCAACUCCUGGCACUCAAGGAAGACUCGAAGCCCUAUGCAAUGGACCCGGACUCUCUUGACACCAAAGGGCUCUACGAUUUUGGAGGCCAAUACUCGGCUCCCACUUUCACCGCACAUCCCAAGAUUGAUCCUGACAACGGUGAAUUGAUCACGAUGGGUUACGAGGCCAAGGGUGAUGCCACCAACGAUGUUGCAUACUACCUGUUUGACAAAGAUGGCAAGAAGCUCGAGGAGUGCUGGAUCAAGACCCCAUAUGUGGGAAUGAUGCACGAUAUGGCAGCCACUAAGAACUGGGUCGUUUUUGUCCUCAUCCCCCUCGAGACCCAGCCAGUUGAGCUCCUACAGAAGGGUUCGAAGCACUUCGCUUGGUCCGAGGACAAGCCUCUUACUUUUGGUAUCCUUCCGCGACGCAAUCCGAAGCCAGAAGACGUUCGCUGGUUCCACUACGACAACGCCUUCUACGGGCACACAGGAAACGCAUUCGAGGGCGACGAUGGAUGUGUUUAUCUUGACGCCCCACUGACCUAUCACAACAAAUUCUGGUUCUUUGGUCCCCGAGGCGAGGACCCAUUCACCCAUCCCAGCGCCAAACCUAACAAUGAUGGACGCCCGGAAAGCCAUUACGUGCGCUGGAAGUUGGACCCUAACGCAUCUGACUUCCGUGUUGAGCCAACCGAACUCGUUAACCUGGAUGGCGAGAUGCCCAAGCUCGAUGAGAGAUUCGCCACCAAGAAGUACAACAAACUCUUUUUAUGUGUUCACGAUCCGAACGCCGAGCACAGUCCUGUUGGCGGAACCUACAACACUCUAGCCUGCGCAGACGUCAAUACAGGUGAAUACAAAUACUGGUCUGCCGGUGAACAUACCGCACUGCACGAGGUGGCAUUUAUCCCGAAAUCGCCGGAUGCACCCGAAGGUGACGGGUAUUUGAUCACCAUUGCCAACAGGCGCGACGUGAAGCUUUCCUGUAUCCUCAUUCUCGAUGCCAACAGUGUCGAAUCAGGCCCUGUGGCUAUUAUUGAGCUUCCUUUCCGCCUGCGCAACGGUAUCCAUGGAAGCUGGAUCCGAAAGAAGUUUGCUGGAACAACCGUCAAGCCAGCUCUGCUUUAG
Messenger RNA from Fusarium vanettenii 77-13-4, 1539 nucleotides. RefSeq lists its product as uncharacterized. The record is from RefSeq and is a predicted model, not a curated record. Lineage: Eukaryota; Fungi; Ascomycota; Sordariomycetes; Hypocreales; Nectriaceae. Gene Ontology annotation, biological process: carotene catabolic process. Bases 1 to 1539 code for a protein of 512 amino acids. The transcript has 5 exons. Gene Ontology annotation, molecular function: carotenoid dioxygenase activity.